Molecule: messenger RNA, 867 nt
Organism: Cucumis sativus (cucumber)
Lineage: Eukaryota; Viridiplantae; Streptophyta; Magnoliopsida; Cucurbitales; Cucurbitaceae
Exons: 4
Coding region: 201-590 (129 amino acids)
Biological process (GO): intracellular protein transport; endoplasmic reticulum to Golgi vesicle-mediated transport
Cellular component (GO): endoplasmic reticulum membrane; endoplasmic reticulum
Source: RefSeq, a predicted model, not a curated record
GCAAAGCACAAUUCUUUAUUAACUAUUGAUUCUAUUUCUUUCUUGUUCAUUAAGAGAGAGGAGCGUGGAAGAAGAAGAAGAAGAAGAAGAAGAAGAAGAAGAAGAAGAAGACAACGAAGAGAAGAAGUAUAAGAAUUUAAUUCCGUUGGUCCAUUCUGUAUUUUGUUUUGUGAAUUAGGGCAAUUUCGUUUCAUUAGAAAAUGGCGUUGCAAUGGAUGCUUUUGGCUUAUACGGUGGCAGUGGAGGCUGCCAUCGCCCUUCUCCUUACUGUUCCUUCGCCUAAGUUGUUGAAGAAGCGCUUCGUUUCUUUGAUUUCACUCAUUUUACAACCUGCGCUCUUUGUUGUGCCCUUUUCCGGGUUUCAGAUUCUGGAUAUCUACUGGAAGAAUGAGCACCGGUUGAUGUGCACAUCUGAGAUCUGUACUGCUGCUGAGAGGGAUAGAUAUGAGAAAUCUAUCUAUAAAGCUCAGAGGAAUGUGAUUCUGUGCAUUGCUGCAUGCCUUCUCUACUGGUGCAUCUACCGCAUUUGCAAGUAUAACAAAGAGAUCGAAAGUUUGGAGGAAGUAGAAAAGAGAUACAAAGAACAGUAGGUUUCAGGAAAUAUGAAAGUCCUGUUACAUUUUGAAUGGUUUUUUUUCCGCCACGGCUGUGUUAUUCAUACUUGAAUCUUUGUUUGUACUCAAGUAUUGGAACUAUCAACGUUACUAGAACACUAAAACUUCGUUGAUUUAGCGACGUUCAAAUAUUAAGCUCCAUGAAAAAUGCACUCAAACCAUUACUAUUGUUGGAUAAGUGGGAAUAAAACAAUCUUAGGAAUGGACAUGAUUGCAAUGAUAUAGAAUGGUCUCGUGUGUUUUACGAAGGAAA